Molecule: messenger RNA, 2535 nt
Organism: Aspergillus bombycis
Lineage: Eukaryota; Fungi; Ascomycota; Eurotiomycetes; Eurotiales; Aspergillaceae
Product: SH3 domain protein
Exons: 1
Coding region: 1-2535 (844 amino acids)
Molecular function (GO): protein binding; zinc ion binding
Source: RefSeq, a predicted model, not a curated record
AUGGUACUCACUGCGAACCCUGAUCGUGCCAGGCCUGAGGCAGAGAAGGAGGAGAUCGCGCAAAGAUAUAAACCUGGCCAAUCUAUCUUCCCUACUGCUGCUUCGCCGGAGAACAGCACUGGUGAGUCGGGUGAUGAGGAUCGGAGGUUAAUGGAGGAGGUCCGUGAACUGAGUCUGCGUGAGAGUGGACCACGAACAACGGAGCAUCGAUCGGCACGAUCAUCAAGAACUCGUCGAGGUGAAAGUGCUGAUGGCGAUAGGCGAAGAGAAGAUGGCCGAGCUCGACAGCAACGAGAAGAGGGGCGCGCUACGCGACAUCACACUCGGACUGCAUUGUCCGAUCAUUCAGAACGCACGAGACAGAUAGAGCACCAGUCAAGUCUUCGAUCGUUGCUGAGCUUGUCGGAUACCGAAACCAUGCAAGAAGAAAUCUUGCGUCAAAUUCUGGAAGAAGGGUUGUUGGAUGAUAUCGAUAUGGACAAUCUCGGACCCGCGCAGGAAGAGGAGCUUAGUGAACGCAUUGCCGAUGCUUAUAGACGGAGGCAUAGACUGCGUUCGCGAUCACAGCAGAGGAAUGGUACGCAGGAAGAGGCGCAUGCCUCAAGUCGCCCUCGGGCACGAUCGCAAUCAGUGCAGAGAUCCCAUCCCGCUUCUGGUUCUCGAGGUUCACCAGCGCACCCUCCAGUGUCAAGGCCGUACUUACUUGAACCUCUCGUGCAACGCCCCAGUAGCUCUGGCCAUCAGCGACGUUUAUCUGAUCAAGGUGGCGGUCGGAGAGUAUCUCCUAUUCCUGUUAACUCCGCUUCGUCGUCGGAGGUCAACCUGAGGCCUGCAGCAAGGUCGUCUAGCGACAUGAUUGCCGACCGCCCUCGGGGCUCCCAAGCUGUCCGUGUCAGAGCGGCUGAUUCAGCUCCACGAACACGUCGAGCUACAGCUUCUGAGCAAUCUAUUCCUAAUAUAUGGGUGGCAGGUGGCAAUGAUCGGGAGCUACGGCGACAGAGACCAACCAGACAGUCUAUCGACUCUCCUACGUCAGUUUCUUCAUUGGUGCGCAGCCCUCGAACUGCUUCUUUCGCGUUACGCUCGGAACAGAACCUUGCAAACUCGCCUACAACUACUUCUCUCACGCCUGAGAUGAACAGUCCUGCCAGGCCAGACGGGCGCUCGAGGCCCUCAUCCUCCAGAUCUAACGCUCCUCAAGCGACAACCUAUUAUAUUGAACUGUCUAUCUCGUGCGAUCGAUGCGGAAGGACAAAUAUCCAGUAUGAACUUCACAAAAAGUGCCGGUCAUGCAAGGAUGGUGACUACCAUAUAUGCCUACGGUGCUACCGGCUUGGGCGUGGCUGUCUAGACUGGCCUGGCUUUGGUGUAUCUGCAAAGGCAGAUCUCGACAAAAUUCAUGCUUCUUCUAAUGGUCUUGCCACGCCUUCACAGGAACCACAACAUAUCCUAUUGUCUCUAAAGUAUAACCGGCCGUCCGACGCAGCCCGUCGAACCACACGGGAUGGAAGAGAGGUUACCAAUGAGCACCCCGCCCGACGACUGCAAACCGGACUCUUCUGCGACAUAUGUCAGUCAUCAGCAGAUACGUGCUUCUGGAAAUGCAAUCAGUGCAAUGAAGGCGACUGGGGUUUCUGUAACAAAUGUGUCAAUGAAGGAAAAUGCUGUACGCAUGCCCUUCUACCAAUAUGCCGUGUAACGCCAGAUAGCCCCUUGACUCCCCCGAUACCAGCGUUUCCAGGCGAUGCAGCGAAUGGUUCGGCUGCUCCUCUUGCCGGAGCCGAAACACUGAAAGUACUUUCUUUCUCCACAAAUUGUGACAUUUGCGCCAACCAAAUCCCAACUUCCACUCUUCGUUUCCACUGUCUCCAAUGCAACGAGGGUGAUUAUGAUAUUUGUGCAAACUGCUAUCUUAAGCUGGUGGCCACGGGAAAGAUCCGUAAAGAGAAUGGACACAACGGCUGGCGGCGCUGCUUGAAAGGCCAUCGGAUGGUGGUAGUUGGAUUUGAAGAUCAUGAAGAGGGCCAGAAGCGGGUCAUCGUUCAUGACCUGGUGGGCGGUCGUGCUUUGAAAGACGAACACCUUCAGCCUUCCUCCCCUCCGGCUUCUCCUUCCUUAACACGCACCUUUGUGGCAAGCUCUGGUGUUGUCCCAUCCCCUGAACUCGGCACUGGCGACUGGAGUUGGAAAGAGGGAGCGGAGCGGCGCAAAAAAGCAUCUCGCAUCCGUGCCCCAUGGUCUAGUACCAUCGGUGACCGUACUAACUCAUACUCUGAACCUUCCACGCCCACUACCCCAAUACAGAAUGCAUCGUCUUCACGUCGCUUCCCACCCGAUGGCGGCGUUGGUCUCGUUGUUCACGCCCUAUGGCCGUGGUAUCCUGAGAAUGGUGUCAAAGACGAGCUGAUGUUUCCACGUGGCGCGGAGAUUACCGAGGCCGAGAAUAUCAAUGAUGAUUGGUAUUGGGGGUGUUAUGCUGGAUCAACUGGGUUGUUUCCAGGGACACAUGUUUUUAUUGUUGGGGAGAUCGCCUAG